Molecule: messenger RNA, 1848 nt
Organism: Pseudopodoces humilis (Tibetan ground-tit)
Lineage: Eukaryota; Metazoa; Chordata; Aves; Passeriformes; Paridae
Source: RefSeq, a predicted model, not a curated record
AUGAAGGGCAGAAAGCUUGCCCUGAGCCACCUAGGUUUUGAGCCUGCAAAAAUAUAUUUGCCCUUCUGGAAACCGAUCCCGACAUCGUUGGUAGCAAUCUCAGAACAUCUUGCUCUGGCCCUUUUUGGAUUUGCAGGAGAGCUCUGCUACGCCGUGAAACCUCCAUGGACUCAGCUGCUAGUGAUAGCAGAUGUCAACCUCCCACAAAAGGUCAUGGACCGACCACUCCCUGGGCCAACUGUUUUCACUGACGCAUCCUCAACCACCUCUACCACAGCCGUGAUGUGGCAGACACAAGAACGAUGGCAGUGUGCGAAAAUGACAGCCAAGUCGCUGUCUGUCCAACUUCUAGAAGCCUCCGCUGUGGUGUUGGCAUGCGGGUUGUUCCAAUCAGAGCACCUUAACAUAACAGACUCCAUGUUCGUUGCCAGGCUUUGUCAGCCGAUGUCUGGACCAGGCAUUUCAAUAUCCUCUGCUGCUGCAAUGAUAGAAGAAGCACUUUUCUCACGUCAAGGCACCAUAUCUGUGAUACACGUCAACAGCCAUAACCCCAUUAAGGGAUUUUUCCAAAUCGGCAAUGACAAGGCCAAUGCUGCAGCAAAGGGGCUUUGGACUUUACAAGACGCACGGCAACUGCAUGAGUCACUCCAUGUUGGAGCCAAAGCACUUGUCAAGAAAUGCAACAUCUCAAUAGCGGACGCUAGGCACAUAGUAGCCAUUUGUCCCCACUGUCAGAAAGCGCCUUUGUGGUCCAGUGGGAUCAACCCUAGAGGCCUCAAGGCCUCCGAGAUUUGGCAAACAGAUUUUACCCUCUGCCAAAUAUUAAAACCUCGAGCUUGGCUCGCUGUAACAGUUGACACAUACAGUGGCAUGAUCGUUGUGACCCAACAUGCGAAGACGAAUUCUAAGGCGACGAUUCAACACUGGUUAACAGCUAUGGCAUGGCUCGGCAUUCCAAAACAAAUCAAAACAGACAAUAGCACAAACUUUAUUUCCAAGUCAACCCAAGAGUUUGCUACUAAGUGGAACAUUACCCUAAAGCAGGGCAUUCCAUAUAAUAGUACGGGACAAGCCAUCGUGGAAAGAGCGAACCAAACUUUAAAAUCCAAGUUAGAAACCUUAGCCAAAGCAGAAGGGUUUAUCAAUAACAUCCCUCCGCCAGAACAGCCACGCCUGCUAGCCACCGCCAUGCUAGCGCUGAAUCAAUUUCCCAGGGGAGAUCAAGCACGGGCCCCUUCUCAAAAGCACUGGGCCACUGAAGCACUGAAAGAAGGUCCACCAGUUAAUAUUAGGAAUGAAUUGGGAAAUUGGGAACCAGGAUGGAAAUUAGUUCUAACAGGUCGGGGCCUGCCUCGCGCCGGACAAGGAGAACCGGAUGCGCAUCCCUACCGACCAUGCACCUGGACACUUCGCAAUCCCGUAGACGGUAGAGUAAUUGCACAAACUGUGUCUAACGCUCCUAGUUUCAUUGUUCACAUUAGUGAAAUAUUUAACUCUGAUGGAAUAGGAAUUGAUCCUAAUCGGGGAAAACCUUUUGCUUAUGUUAAUUGGGGAACAUACUGGUGCCCCAGUGUCAACCCCGGUAAAAGCUACUGCACCUACCCCGGGUAUGGGUUUUGUGGGUAUUGGGGCUGUGAAACCAUCGUUACCAGUAACCAGUGGGCACCAGCAAAAAGAGACAGUUUUUUAGAUGUGAGUUUUUGGCCCAAAGACUGCAAGCGGCCCAUAUUUGAUAAGAGCGGAAUGAUUGCUACUAAAAGGAAGCUGUUCCCACCUAAAUGUAACAGUCCUGCAACCUCAAGACGCCAGCUGGUUGCUAGGACGAAAGUGGUCAGUAUUUCUCCAUAG